Molecule: messenger RNA, 432 nt
Organism: Phaedon cochleariae (mustard beetle)
Lineage: Eukaryota; Metazoa; Arthropoda; Insecta; Coleoptera; Chrysomelidae
Source: the annotation of a GenBank genome assembly
AUGUCAGAUGUCUUCGGUGACCAGGCAACAGGUGAUUUCCGUGCCGGAAGUGGACAGUUCGUUGGCGCCAAGAUGAACCCCAAAGGCAGGAAAUCUCUGCAGAUACUUACUGGCGUUCUUGUUUUUUAUAGUACUUUGCUGUUGUACCAGACGAUUGCGAGGGGUAGUGAAGGAGAGGUACUCGGAAGCGAAAAGUUAUCAGCCAAAACACACCACAGAGAGAGAAAUUUGGCCGAAGACCGGUCGCCUAUCGAUGAAAUACCUCAAGAAGUGACCAGCGAAAUUUCUGCGUCCGCCACUGCCACCAUAAAACCGCCCAUGACCGUUCUGGACGACGUUUUCAUCAGCGUGAAAACCACCAAAACGUACCAUAACAAGAGACUGCCGAUCAUUUUGAAAACCUGGUUUCAGUUGGCUAGAAAACAGGUAUGA